CGAAUUUACUUACAUCUAUCCUCAAUCAACAACCAAGAUGUCGUCGGUCAAUCCUGUUAAUCCCAAGCCUUUCAUGCAGGAGCUUACCGGAAAGCCGGUAUUCGUAAAGCUAAAAUGGGGGCUCGAGUACAAAGGAUUCCUUGUCAGUACGGAUGGGUAUAUGAACCUCCAGUUGGCUAACACGGAGGAAUUCCAAGACGGGAAAUCAAAUGGUGCUCUGGGCGAAGUCUUCAUCAGGUGUAACAAUGUACUGUACAUCAGGGAAGCUCCUCCAGAAUGAUCGAUCAUGCAGCGUUCGCUCAAAAUAUCUUUUCCGACGGCUCGAGGCCAUUACUCUUGUUGUAUCAUAAAACUUUCGAGAGUUUACUCGAUCGGAGUGGUUUGUAUAGUGCUUGCAUGAUUUAUCGCGAUGCGUCAAAAACCUACAUGAUCGUUCUUCCUUGAACCUGCACUUGCAAUGGAGGGCGUCUAUAUUUGAAAGACGAUCUUGCAUCAUAAUAUGACUAAUUACCUGCAGUGUUGGGGACUCGGGCUCAAUUUUCAGACUGUCAGUGGCAGCGGUGGCGGGCUGAUCCAGGUACUUUCUACGCUGGCAGUCAUUCUUCAAAGGCAGCGCGAGUUGAUGAACACGUUAUCUUCGGACCAUCCGAUUUUUGGCAUGAGUUUGGUACCCCACAACGAAAGAUGUAAUGCACGGCCACUAUCUAACGGAUAUCAUGGGUUGAGGCAGCUGCUUUGA
This is a messenger RNA of Suillus discolor, 739 nucleotides long. RefSeq lists its product as uncharacterized. Gene Ontology annotation, biological process: mRNA splicing, via spliceosome; spliceosomal snRNP assembly. The coding region runs from base 38 to 280 and encodes 80 amino acids. Gene Ontology annotation, cellular component: catalytic step 2 spliceosome; U1 snRNP. The record is from RefSeq and is a predicted model, not a curated record. Gene Ontology annotation, molecular function: RNA binding. Lineage: Eukaryota; Fungi; Basidiomycota; Agaricomycetes; Boletales; Suillaceae. The transcript has 5 exons.